AGUUGCGAUACUGACUUGAAGGCACCAUGUUGGAGCUCGUGAGAAAUAUAAAGUCUGUUUUUAAGAUUCACCGAAUUUAUAUCGAUAAUACUGUAUUCAGGCUGCAUUAUUUAUUCACAGUUUUUAUCUUGUUAGCAUUCUGCAUUAUAGUAACGACGAGACAAUACGUAGGAGAACCAAUAACUUGCAUACAAAGUGAUGAAAUUUCGGAUACUAUGAUGAAUACAUAUUGCUGGAUACAUACAACACAUUCCAUCCCUCGAGCUUUCUAUAAAGAAGUUGGUAAAGACGUACCAUAUCCUGGAGUUGAUUCGGUACAAGAUGAGAAGGAGUUUCGUUAUCACAAAUAUUAUCAGUGGGUAUGUUUUGUGUUAUUUCUGCAAGCUGCACUGUUUUACAUGCCGAGAUGGGCAUGGAAAGUAAUGGAAAAUGGAAAAAUGGAGUCGAUAUCAAAACAUUUAGACUUUGUAAUAUGUGCCAACGAAAAUGAAAUAUUGAAGAAGAAGAAGUUAUUAAUUGAUUAUAUAGUCAAUAAUGCGCAUCAACAUCAACACGAUUGGUAUGCUUAUAAGUAUUUUUCGUGCGAAUUAGCCGCUUUUAUCAACGUGAUAGGUCAAAUGUUUCUCAUGGAUAGAUUCUUCGAUGGUGAGUUUUUAAAUUAUGGUUUAGAAGUAUUACAAUUUGCCGAAUUGGAUCAGAAAGAUCGAACUGAUCCAAUGAUUCGGAUCUUUCCAAGAAUGACAAAAUGUCGUUUUCAUAAAUAUGGCCAUUCUGGUAAUGUAGAACUCCACGAUGCCCUUUGCAUCUUGCCACUUAAUAUAAUUAAUGAGAAAAUAUAUAUUUUCUUAUGGUUUUGGUUUAUUAUACUUGCUGUUUUAACUGGAUUUGUUUUGUUAUUCAGAAUUGCGCUGAUAGUUUGCCCGUUUUUGCGAAUUUACAUGUUUAAUGCUAAAUAUCGUAUUUUGCGAAUACAGCAUGUCCAUACCAUAGUUCGUCAUGGAUCUAUCGGCGAUUGGUUCCUAAUAUAUUUGUUAGGUCAAAACAUUGAUAUAUUACUAUUUCGAGAAAUUGUGGCUGAUUUGGCUACAAAUAUUGUAACUGAACCGAAAGAAAUAACAGUAAAUGCAUAAAUUUGUUUAUAUUUUAUUUUAUUUGUAAUAAUUAUAACUUUAUUAUGCUUAAAACUAAAUAUUUUGU
Molecule: messenger RNA, 1197 nt
Organism: Centruroides sculpturatus (bark scorpion)
Lineage: Eukaryota; Metazoa; Arthropoda; Arachnida; Scorpiones; Buthidae
Product: innexin shaking-B-like
Exons: 1
Coding region: 27-1130 (367 amino acids)
Cellular component (GO): gap junction; plasma membrane
Molecular function (GO): gap junction channel activity
Source: RefSeq, a predicted model, not a curated record